GUGGCGCCAUCUUAGAAUUUUUUCGUUUUCGCAACUAGUUUCUGUGAUUUACUUUUGACGAAAACAAAAUAUAUUCGGCAAAUAUACAUUGUGCUUUGUGCUUUUGUUUUUAAGUGGAACUUUUGAUUGAAUUCGAGGACUUGUUUAUAGCAGAAUAAUAUUCAGGGCGGUGUGGCGACACAUCGUUAGGUUUAAGAAGGAUACAACUAUGAGGAAAGGCGGUGGCGGUGUGACCGUGGCGGUGCUGGCGACAUGAGCGCGGCCGCGCUCCGAGCGGACGGCGCGGGCGACUCCACGCCCGGCUCGGACGUUGGCGAGCGUAUCACGCGGCUCUUCCCCAAGUGCCGCCCAAAGAACAUGCAGCACGCACACGACAGGUUGACCUCCAGCUUGGAGGGUCGCGAUCGCGACACCAACAAUGUGAACAACGCCUCGUCUGACGAGGAGCGAGGCAACGAGAGCCAGCUUGUCAUACUCAACUCGAAGGGAGGCACCUAUAAACUUAGGGAUUCUAGGAUCAUAGAAAUCGCAGGAGGUCGCGAGCUGUACUCCCAGAGCCGGACGAAGGCGGUACGCAAGCUGCGACACAACAACACGCACAAACACAACCUGAGGAACAAAGUGCGCUCCCUCAGCAAAGACACCGUCGACUACGCAGCCGAUAACCUUAGUAAUGAGAUAUCCCUGCACAGAAUAAACAAUGAGCCUAAGAAAAUGAUAUCCCGACACACAUCGCCGACGUACACGAACGGGGAUCAUGACGUCAUACUAGAACAGAGUGCUAUGGGGAUUCCGAAGAAUAGUUCCCCCAUCCUUGAUCCCCAUAAGACGACUGACGUCAGCACUAAAAGCAGCCCCAUUGCUGUCGUGGCUGAUGGAGAAGUCGUGGUCUUUGAUGACAGUGAUGAUUGGAAAGGUUUGAGGACGGAACCAGAAGCUAGUGACGAUGAGAUUGAUAUCAGUGUUAAGAGAACUUUAGACAAUAUUAAAAACGGUGAUAGUGAUGUGUUGAACAAUAAAAGUGAGAUUAGUGAUGGGAGUGAGUCGAGUCCGUCGCGGGAUGAGGUCCGGUUGAGUGAUGCGAGUCCGUCUGCCGCGUGGCUGUCCGGGGACGAGGACAAGUCAAGGGUGACCAGGGUCAUUGGUGAAUUGCCCAUCGCUGAGUACGAGGGCUCACCUAGAAGAUACGGCGUUGGUACGCAAAAGCCUACUCGGUCACCGAGGCCUGGGUUCCCACAGAGGGUAGUGCCAGAGAACACAGACAUUAGUCCACCAUCAGGGUCAGCGGCCUUCGAUUACCUGUACGAGUUCUCGGAGACCAGGAAGGUUCUUGAAGAGUUCUUCAGGUGCCCCACUAACGCUGGACAGCCGCAAAUCAAUAAUCUCAUCGCUAAUGAUGAGAUUGUUAACUUUCAGGAAUUAGACUAUGAAUUAAGACGUCAGCCACAAGAAUGUCCGUCAGAGAACGGGUUGGAAGGUGGCAGCGAGUCAGAGUGGCCUCACGUCUCCGACGCACUCGACUCGCCACAGACGACACACAACCACACCAAUUUCUUAGGACUACAGGUCCGAACAACCCAACAACCAGGUACAUACACGACUCCGAAUGUAAGGGAGCUGAGUGUGGGUGCCGCGUGGAGCGGGUCGGGCUCUCCGUCCGGCGCUCGGCCAGAUGUACCGUUCGCUCUAUCCACUGACUCCAGCGACAGCGGCAGUGAUAGGUCAUUGUCUCUGAUGUUGAUGGAGAAUGAGUUGUCGGAGAUGAAAGUGGUAAUGGACACGAAUCGCGUUGUGGUGACACAUCUGCCGGUCGUGGAGGACGGACUAUCGUCAGGACAUGCGUCCGACAACGACAAUAAUAACCAAAUGAUACAGACACAUUCAGUAGUGAUAAAGGAGAUAGUGGAGAAUGGCACGAGCACGGACCCGCACGUACUGUCUGACGCGGACCUACAUUCAUUAGACCCGUUAGUAUGCAGUACAUCGGCGCCGCCGCCCCCUCCGGCCCCGGCGCCGCACCGGCCGGCCUCCCCGAGCUCAGUCCACGCUGCCCACGCCCCCCACGCCUCGCACGCUACGCUGCCUGCGUUGCCACACGCCCCGCUCACGCCACAUACGCCUCAUACGCCACACGUGACGCAUACGCCUCACACGCCCCACGCUCAACAUACGCCGCAUCAUCAUCAUGCGCAUCAUGAGGACGUGUACCCGCCACGCAAAAGGCCGUCUUCAGCGCAAAGCACGGAAUCGGUGGAAAUAAAACCUGCCAGUGGCGACGAAGAUGAAGCCGACACAGACCUUGAGACUGACAGAUUACUUGGACAGCAAAGGACAGACGAUCAAGGAUUCUUCGAUGAUAAGGGCUGGCGCAAACCGAAAUCCCGCACGGUGAUGCCGGGCGGCAGCGUAGUGGCGGCUCGCUCGCCACAUGCCCACGACGCCACCGACAACCGGGACGAAGAGGCGCUGCACAACGGGAAGGACAAAGACGGGAAGAAAAAGAGUAAAAAUAAAGAAGAUGUAAACCGUUCAGUGCUCAUAGAAGGCGUAUUGUUUCGCGCCCGGUACCUUGGAUCCACACAACUGGCUUGCGAGGGCCAGCCCACCAAAGCCACCAGAAUGCUGCAAGCUGAAGAAGCCGUGUCCAGAAUCAAGGCUCCUGAGGGCGAAAACCAACCAAGUACAGAAGUAGACCUCUUUAUAUCUACUGAGAAGAUAAUGGUCUUAAACACUGAACUGAAGGAGAUCAUGAUGGACCACGCAUUGAGGACUAUAUCCUACAUCGCUGAUAUUGGAGAUCUGGUCGUGCUCAUGGCAAGGAGAAGGUUUGUCCCACAUGAGAACGACUCAGACCAGCCUAAAUUGAACCGCACGCCGAAAAUGAUCUGCCAUGUUUUUGAGAGCGAAGAGGCACAAUUUAUAGCGCAGUCUAUAGGACAGGCAUUCCAGGUCGCUUACAUGGAGUUCCUUAAGGCGAAUGGAAUAGAGGACCAUAGUUUCGUCAAAGAAAUGGACUACCAAGAGGUGCUGAACAGUCAGGAGAUAUUUGGGGACGAGUUACAAAUGUUCGCCAAAAAGGAAUUGCAGAAAGAGGUGGUGGUCCCGAAAACAAAGGGUGAGAUUCUAGGCGUGGUGGUCGUGGAGUCCGGUUGGGGCUCCAUGCUGCCCACUGUGGUCAUUGCCAACCUGGCGCCCGCAGGGGCCGCUGCGCGCUGCGGACAACUUAAUAUAGGCGAUCAAAUAAUAGCAAUAAACGGCGUCAGUCUAGUGGGGCUACCGCUGUCGACCUGUCAGACUUAUAUAAAGAACUCGAAGAACCAGACCGUUGUGAAGCUGACCGUGGUUCCGUGCGCGCCUGUAGUCGAGGUCAAGAUCAAGAGACCAGACACCAAGUACCAACUUGGCUUCAGCGUGCAGAAUGGAGUUAUCUGCAGCCUGCUUCGCGGCGGUAUAGCGGAGCGCGGCGGAGUGCGAGUGGGACACCGCAUCAUCGAGAUCAACUCGCAGAGCGUCGUCGCCGUACCGCACGAGCGCAUCGUCAACCUACUCGCCACCUCCGUCGGAGAGAUAUUGAUGAAGACAAUGCCGACGUCGAUGUUCAGGCUGCUGACCGGUCAGGAGAACCCGGUGUUCAUAUAACGCGCGCCGCCGCCGCGUCUCAAGUGCCUGCUUACUACGAUAUUACAUUACGCCCACUCAGCACCGCCACACGGCCCUAGCCUCGCAAACUAACCCGCAACUUAAUACUGCCGAUUAAGAAAAAUAAAAACUAUAACCGCCCUUCUAAUCUCAACUAUUCUGAACUUUGCGCAAGACAUGCGCAGUUGCGCAAACUGAAGGCACCCUGCGCAAGUUGCGUAGCUACGUUUCGACGCUAAUUUCAGAGCAGUGGAGAAAUAAGGUUUGUAAAUAUUAUAUAUUUUGUGUAUUAUACAUAAACAGCUGUGCAGGAACUUUUAAUAAUUGGCAAUGUUUAUAUUGAAUAAGUAGAUACGUCAACUUAUCUUGGUUAUCUGCUAUUAGUUCGGCAGAAACUGUACAAUAAUAACUUUUGCAGCAUUGGCCAAUUAUUAAAAACAUGUUCCUACACAUUAUAAUAUAGAUUUAUAACAAAAACCCCGUAGAUAUCCCGUGUUAAAUAAAUAUAGAUGACCAUAUAACAAGUUAAUAAUAAAUCAUUUGGAACAUAAUGUAACAGUUAAGUAUGCUUCUAACACAAUUUCAAGAUAUUCUUCUACGAACUAUGAACUUCGACAAUCUUGAUAUUUUAAUUUAGUACGAAUAGUAUUAAUAUUAUCUCGAAUUGUUUAUGUAAACAAAAGUACAUAUUUUAAUUGUUUAGUAAAGAUAGUCGGAGUACAUAAUUCAGUUCUAUAACCAAUGCAAAUACAUAAACAAGCUCUUUUUAAGUCAGUUAUGAGUGAGCUUGAGGUAGGUGAUUCUUUGCGAUAACGUUCAUUUACAUUUAAAUUAAAAUAACAAACGUUAUAAUAAUGUAAACACUAACAUAUUAUUUCUUUAUAAAAAGUACAUAUUAAAAAAGUACCAGCAAAAAGGUACAAUAAAAUACAAGAAAAAGUAUAAUUUUAUAGCGAGGAUAGGGCCAAACUCAAGCUUAGCUGAUAAAAUACUCAAUAAAACGUAUGUGAUGAGUUUCAAUGCUUACAAUGCUUUCGUGGCUAAUAAGAUAGAAUAUAAGUUGUAUUAUCUCUCUAUUUAAACACCAUGUAUUUAUAAUUACGAAAAUAAAACAUGCUCUAUAAAUCACACCCACAUCAGAGCUUUAGAUAGUAAAAAAAUAAGUACAUUAUGAAAUACUUUUGCCUCGUAAUUAUAAAUAUAUAUUGUUUUUCUUUGAUCGUCAUGACAAUGUGUAUACAUACUCCACUUUAAUGUAUUUAUGAAAAAUAUCAGAAUCCCAUUCAUAUCUGCUUAGAUAUUUGUAUUAAAUUAACAAUUUAUUCAAACUACAUUCGCGGUUGUUUUGCUUCUGUGGUUAAAUUGACAAUUAAUUUUCGAAAUAAGAAUACGUCAUGAUGUCUAUUGCCAUAUUUUUUUUAUAUAUUAUCUAGGUACCUAAAAUCUGAUUAGGAAUUGCGUUCUACUUUAAGUGUAACGGUAAAUAAGGUUUUGAUUUUUGUGGUUUUAUUCUUUUUUACGUAAUAUUUGGACGUGUAUCUCGAAAUUUUCUGUUUUUAACUUAUUAUUGUUUUUUGUGUGAAACUAUAAGGUUUAGGUGAAUUAUGUGAGAGGGAACAUACAUGUAGUUGUAUUAUUUAUUUCUGUGUCACCGUUCAUGCCUGUUAGCAAUCAAAUCAUUCCAUUAUAAUAAUGUUUAGUUCUCUGUAUAUUCUGACAAGUCGACGUUAAGUUUCAUUAUUUAACCAACAACAUAUUUCUUACAUAUAAAAGUGCACCAUAGUUCAAAUCGAGCCAUUCAGUUCAGAAAUAAACAUGUAUAGCUUAGAUAAGUAGGUCGAGCGAUCUAGUUGUGCUGUGGCACCUAUUUUAGACAACUUGCAUCUAUCAUAGUAAACGCAUCCUAAAAUCCGCGCCAUAGCACAUUCACAGACCUACAGUGAUCAAAUUGAAUAAAAAAAGAAUUGAUUAGUGGAUAUAGUAAUAAAAAAGCAUUAUUUCGUGUAGCAUCUCAAAAGAUAUAUCAUAUUUUGUAAAUUUUAUAGUGUCGCUAUAGCUAUGUAAUCUAUAUAUGUAUGUCCCUGUGUUCUUAGCUAAGCUUAGCGCUCUGAGAACGAGUAAACAACAUUUAUUUAUGUAUAAAAAUAUAUAUAAUUUAACAGUUCUAAUUAUAAACACUUUAGAUAUAAACACUUUAAUAAACCGCUUCUGAUUACGUACAUUUAUCCCCUGAACUAAUAUCUCCUCAAUAUGUCUUCUUUUUCGUGUUUGGUUCAUUUGCUCUUAUGGUCAGUGUCCUAAAAUUGUGGGUGUGUCUAUGAAGAUCGGAAAACGUUGGCAAAUUAACCAAUGUUAGCACCUUAAGAUUAUCGAGGUCAUGUCUGCCACCCAUUUUUCUAUUUACUACAUCGUCGCUCAAAAUAUCCCCAGAACUUUUAAAUUUUCUUUAUUCCUACGACCCUCGACACUGACCACGCCCUGUGAACUAAACGUAAUAUAAUAAGUAUACAGUCUGAUGUAAUUUUGUAUUGCUAGCUGUUGUGAAUAAGAUUUAUUUACAUUGAGAAACACAGAUAAUAAAUAGCCUUUUAUUGUGAAAGCUGGUAUGGUAGGUACACUGUAACAUGUGAAAUAACUAUUGUUGUUCUCAUUUCUAAGAGUAUUAUUCUAGUCUGCAUUAAAGUUAAGAAUAAACUGAACAAACUGAUUUCGUUGUUUUAUUAUCUUCCUAAUUAAUAAAGCUGCUUAUUUUCAGCCUUAUUAGUUUGAGCCUUUCAACCUACCGAUUCAGAAUAUUUAACUUUUAUCGCUGGCCUUACUACUUUAAGGAA
Molecule: messenger RNA, 6470 nt
Organism: Spodoptera exigua (beet armyworm)
Lineage: Eukaryota; Metazoa; Arthropoda; Insecta; Lepidoptera; Noctuidae
Source: the annotation of a GenBank genome assembly